Messenger RNA from Pomacea canaliculata, 2449 nucleotides. RefSeq names its product sperm-associated antigen 16 protein-like. Gene Ontology annotation, cellular component: axonemal central apparatus. The record is from RefSeq and is a predicted model, not a curated record. NCBI's taxonomy places the organism in Eukaryota, Metazoa, Mollusca, Gastropoda, Architaenioglossa, Ampullariidae. Gene Ontology annotation, biological process: axoneme assembly. The transcript has 17 exons. The coding region runs from base 102 to 1955 and encodes 617 amino acids. Gene Ontology annotation, molecular function: protein binding.
AAAUCUAACAAGCAGCUUGGAGUUACCUCCCUAUGUGAGCUCGUGUCAGUAGUAAACAAUGAGGCGAGUUUAGAUCACUGCUUAGCAACUGAGAAAGCAGCAUGGCGGCAGUGGAAGAAGCAGAUAAAUAUUAUUUAGAACGGGAGGAAGUGAUCGAUGACAGCUCCGAUUAUUAUAAGUAUGAACAAGUCCCAGUGGAUGAGGAAUUCAUACCUGCAGAAUUGGAUGAGGAUCUGGAUUUUGCAGUCAGAACAGUGAGAGAAGCUGUUGAGGAUGAAGAAGCAGGGAUACAAACAUCACAGGCAGUCAAGCCAUCUCUUAUCCAGAAGCCAGAAGUUGUAGAUGACUUUGUGCGCAACUUUCUUGUUCGCAUGGGCCUGACAAGGACAUUAGACUGCUUUCAAACUGAGUGGUAUGAACUCCAGCAACGUGGCCUGCUUCAUGAAGAGAACAUUGAUGUUGUGCCAGAUGUCUAUAGUCACAACAGCAAUCUAGACAGUGAGGUCAAAUUUCUAAAGCAGGAAGUUGUCAAGUUCAAGAAUGCAGCUUUGAAGGCCAAGGAGACAUAUGUGAAGCUGAGAAAGGAGCGUGACUAUCACCGCAUGCACCACAAGCGGGUGGUACAGGAGAAGAACAAGCUGAUUGAUGAUAUCAAGCGUCUCAAGCGGCACUACAUGCAGUAUGAACCCACACUCCAACAGCUUAAGACCAAGUACGAAGUAGCCAUGAAGGAGAAGAUGCUGGUCAGACUGGAGCGGGAUCGUGUGGCUGGACAAAUUAUUGGCUUACAGAACACAUUGAAGAGUAUGGAACCCACAAAAUCUGAGACAUUUUCUAAAGGUCAUGGUGCACAACCUAGGCAACAAUCUAUGCAAGGUGAAAAGGUCUUGGGGCCAACACAGCGAGCACUGGUUGAGGCACGGCUGAAGACAGAGAAGAGCAAAGAUGUGGUCCAACAUCCUGAGCACUUCAAGCGCCACCCAAAAGACUCAAAGUUUCCUGAGGACAUUGGUGUUAAUCCCAGCCUUAACAAGAAAGGAUCCAGUGUUAUUAUAAAUACUGGAAAUUUCCGCCAAACUGCCUCCUUCCAGGCCCACACUCAGGCUGUCAGUAGCUUGGCCCUUCAUCCUCAUAAACAGAUCCUUUGCACCACAAGUGAUGACCACACGUGGAAGAUCUGGGCUGUUCCUUCCGGGGACCCCAUUUUUACAGGCUCAGGUCACACUGAAUGGGUGUCAGAUUGUGAAUUCCACCCCAACGGCUCAACCCUGGCCACAACAAGUGGUGACACUACUGUCAAAAUAUGGAACUUUGCAGAGUCAGGCUGUACUCAUACGUUCACUGACCAUACUUCAGCAGUGUGGAGCUGCUCAUGGCAUUUCUGUGGCGAUUUCCUGGCCACAUGCUCAAUGGAUAAUACAUCAAAAAUAUGGGAUCUGAACAGCCUGAGAUGUCGUUAUACACUUCGAGGACAUGCUGAUUCUGUGAACAGUAUUGAGUUCUUAUACUACUCUAACUUGCUGUUGUCUUGCUCUGCUGACAAAACCUUGUCCAUCUGGGAUGCACGCACUGGUCUGUGUGUACAGACAUUUUAUGGACAUAUGCAUUCUGUCAACCAUGCAACGUUCAGUCCAAGGGGUGACACUAUCGGGUCUUGCGACUCCUAUGGUGUAGUUAAGAUAUGGGAUGUCAGAAAGCUAGCUGUUAUGACCAGCCUUAAUCUUGGACCACACCCUACUAAUGAAGUGGUUUUUAACCCAUCAGAUAACACAGAAGAAGGUUUGGUGGUUGCUGUUGCUAGCAAUGAUGGAACCAUCAAGGUGCAUGAGAUUUCAACUGGGCUGACAUCUUCCCUUUCUGGCCAUGGAGAUGCUGUUCAGUGUGUUCUCUUUGAACAAAAUGGAGAUUUCUUAGUGUCUGGUGGCACUGAUAAGACAGUGCGCAUCUGGUGCUAAAAAACAACUUUCAGUUAGCCCUACCAAACAGAAAUCUUUCCCAUACAACCCCUACUUAGUAUUCUACUUGGAGCAUACACUUCUACAAAUAUAAAUUUUAAGUUAGUCUAACAUUUUAUUUUUCAUGUUCUAUCCAAGACAUUAUCUAAAUAAAAUUAUUAAAUGAUGUAUCUAAAAUACUUCUGAUGUAAAUAUGAAACAGAAAAAUGUAUGUAUAUAUGAGUACAGAGUCGGCAUUGGGGAGGAUAGGGGGAGACAGCAGGGUUGACCGCCCAAGUCCCCAUGCCUGAUGGGGGCCCCGCACUAAGAAGUGGGUAUGUUGUACUGGCUUCCAAAGGCCCUGCAGUUCUAUCUGCUCAAGGCCCUGCAUCCCCCUAGUGCCGACUCUGACGAGUAAGAAUUAAGUAUUCUUAAUUUUGUGAUAAAUUUUGCAUAGACAUUCUGUGAUGCAUAUUACAAUCACUUAAAAGAAAUAUAAGAUAUAAAGGGCCUGA